AUGCCCUGCUUUAAAGGGAUUGCCGUUAGCAUACAUGCCAACGGUGCUCCUCUUCCCGAGCAUGGUAUGCAAAAGCAGUCACGACUGUCACGCAUCAGCACCUAUAUACCCGUGCCUCAGCCAAGCAUCAACCCCGAUUCGAACAAGCCCGAGCCUGCCAAGUUCGCCAUUUCAAUUACCCUCUUGACACCCGGCUUGCCGAUCCCGUACUCGACUCCGAAGUCCACCGAGACGAACCCUUAUCCCAAGCCCCAGUUCGUCGGAGGCCUGCCCACCGCCGCUCAAGGUCCUUCGAAGUUCUCCGGAGUCGUCAACCCCUAUAUUCCCAUGACCAAUUCUGAGAAUGAGACGAUAGCCGCCUACAUAUACUUUGACGGAAGAUCCAAGGAGGAAGUCGCCACGCUUCUGCGACCGGGUGAGGAGACCUGGGUCAACAGUCGUUGGGUUCAGGUACCCGAUUCUGAAGGCGGAGGUCUUGCUGAGCGCGAAUUUUUAUUCCGCGAAGUCGGCUUGGAGCGUUGGCUUAACGGCUUGGACCUUCAAGGUCACGAUGCGGCAGAGAAGCUGGAACGUCGCCGUCAAAAGUUCGAGAAGCGACGCAGGAGACAAAAGGCUACGACUGGAGCGACAAGCAUGCAAGUUGAGGAAGGCCCCAACGGCCCCAGAGACACUCUGCGCUACGGUGCCGAGGACGGAUCUCCUGUUGAGGCUGUCUUUGGCGAAGACGACUCUGACUCCUUAUCCGACGAUGACGAGAUCCCCGAGGCAACUGGACAGAUCAAGGUGCUGAUGUUCCGUGUGCUUGCUUCUGGCGAAAUAAAAAAAGGAGAAUACUCACCACAGUUCGAUGCUCAUGACGACGACGAUGACGCGGAGUCCGGAAAGCAAGGCAAUGGGAAGAGCGGCGUCGAUGCUGACGUGGAGCACACUACAAGCUUUGCCAAGCCCAAGACGUUGGAUCCGAAGACUAUUAGUACUCAGACCGUGACGGGUAUCGAUGGCCCCGACAAGCCAUAUGCUUCUUUCACAUUCUUCUACCGCGGGGAGAGGCAACUCCAAAAGAUUGGCAUCAUUGCUUCUUCAAAGGCAGCCCAGGCAACGCCGGGAUCUGCCAAACGCCGGUCUGGGCAGCUAGACUUUUCAAGCCUCGGCCCCUUGAAGACCUCUGGCACCGUUGGAUUUUCUGCCUUCAGAGACCAGGAUACAGAGGCCACCAGACGACGGAAAGCCCGCAAGAAGAGCAAUGGCAAUAUUGGGGGAGCUCUCAAUGACGACAGUGACGACGAUGACGACGAGAGUGAACUUCUUGGAAAGAUGCAGGAUAUUGAUGAAAAGGACAUCAAUAACAAGCUCGCCCCCGAGGACGUUAGAUCUCAAGGGGAGCUUGCUGAUGGUGUGAACCGUAUUCGACUUAAGAGAGCACAUUCAGCCGAGCCCGACCGCUCCGAGAACGCAGGUGCCACCAAUAACUCUGUAAACUCGGGCGCGUUCGGUAAUCCGUUGAUUGGCGCUGCAAGCGCUGCAGGCAAUGGCCAUGUUUCCGAGGGCGUGAACCAGGACCCUAGCAACGACGCUACGAUAGAGGGAACAAUUGGGAGCCCCUUGAAGAAACAUCGGCCGAGUAUUUCUGGCGGCGAUGAUCAAAUCCGAGCCCAGUCAAAUAACUCAGGUUUGAGCGAUGUCAUGAACCGUGGGGUCCCUACACAGACAAAUGCGCCGGCCACCUCGGGUACCAAUGUCGACGAGGAAGAGCUGUGA
Molecule: messenger RNA, 1758 nt
Organism: Colletotrichum tamarilloi
Lineage: Eukaryota; Fungi; Ascomycota; Sordariomycetes; Glomerellales; Glomerellaceae
Exons: 3
Coding region: 1-1758 (585 amino acids)
Source: RefSeq, a predicted model, not a curated record